This is a messenger RNA of Malassezia sympodialis ATCC 42132, 1767 nucleotides long. RefSeq lists its product as uncharacterized. The record is from RefSeq and is a predicted model, not a curated record. NCBI's taxonomy places the organism in Eukaryota, Fungi, Basidiomycota, Malasseziomycetes, Malasseziales, Malasseziaceae. Gene Ontology annotation, molecular function: 5-oxoprolinase (ATP-hydrolyzing) activity. Gene Ontology annotation, cellular component: cytosol. Gene Ontology annotation, biological process: glutathione metabolic process.
AUGACACGAACGGCUGCCGAUCCUAUCCUUCUGUCACUUUUCGCCAACCGUUUUAUGGCGGUUGCGGAAUCCAUGGGACGCUCGUUACAACAAACAUCCAUUUCUACUAAUAUCAAGGAGCGCCUUGACUUUUCCUGCGCGAUUUUUGCGCCGGACGGAUCCCUUAUCGCCAAUGCACCACACUUGCCUGUGCAUCUCGGAAGCAUGAGCUUUGCCGUGCAGUACCAGGCUAAAAAUCUUCAUACACUUGGGAAGGGUUCUUUCAAGCGUGGGGAUGUUGUGCUAACCAACCAUCCAGUUGCUGGGGGAAGUCAUCUGCCGGACAUUACGUGCAUUACGCCGGUGUUUGCGCCGGACCGCGACGAGAUUAUAUUCUUUACUGCGAGUCGUGGACAUCAUGCUGAUAUUGGUGGUAUUCUUCCAGGAUCCAUGCCGCCCACAAGCAAGACACUAUUCGAAGAAGGCGCACAAAUCCGCUCCUUCAAGAUCGUGGCGGAAGGCGUGUAUGACCGCGAAGGCCUCGUGCGGCUACUCGUUGAGGAGCCAGCCCGGUACCCUGGUUGCUCAGGAACGCGCUGCUUCCACGAUGUGGAAAGCGACCUCCAGGCACAGAUCGCCGCGAAUCACAAGGGGAUCCAGCUGAUCAAUGACCUCGUGGAAGAAUGGGGUUUGGCAACGGUUCAAGAAUACAUGAUCCAUAUUCGCGACAAUGCGGAAUUGUCUGUGCGCAACCUGCUGCGCCGAGUUGCACGCGAACAAAGUUCCAAGGAGUUACACGCUAUUGACCAUAUGGACGAUGGCUCACCGAUCGAACUUCGUGUGACGAUUGAUCCGGAUGCUGGGUCGGCGCUCUUUGACUUCCAAGGGACAGGCCCUGAGGUGAAUGCCAAUUUCAACUGCCCUAAGUCUGUGGUUCACAGCGCGAUUAUCUACGCCCUGCGAUGCAUGGUCUCGGAUGACAUCCCUCUCAACCAGGGUUGCUUGGCCCCCAUUGAUGUACGUAUUCCAGAGGGAUCGCUUUUGAGCCCAUCUGAGACAGCGGCUGUCGUGGGUGGCAACGUCUUGACGAGCCAGCGUAUCACUGAUGUGGUAUUCAAAGCGUUCCAGGCUGUGGCAGCAAGUCAGGGUGAUUGCAACAACUUGACCUUUGGUACCGGCGGCAACGAUGAGCAGGGGCGCCUUAUCGAGGGAUUCGGCUACUAUGAAACCAUUGCAGGCGGUUCCGGCGCAGGCCCGUCGUGGCAUGGCACGAGCGGUGUCCAUACGCACAUGACGAACACUCGUAUCACCGACCCAGAAAUCUUUGAGCGGCGAUACCCCGUGUACCUGCGUCAAUUUGGCCUCCGUGAAGGUUCCGGCGGCAACGGUCUCUUCCGAGGUGGUGAUGGCGUCAUCCGUGAUAUUGAGUUCUUGGAGCCCGGAAUUCAAGUAAGUAUUCUGUCCGAGCGCCGAGUGUUUCAUCCGUACGGCCUUCAAGGUGGUGAAGAUGCUCAAUGUGGUCUGAACCUGUGGAUUAAGCAGCGCCGCGAAGAGGACGGUGAUAUGAAGGAGCCCGACGAGCAAGGUGCAAUCCUACCACGUGUGAUCAACAUGGGUGGCAAGGCGACUGCGAGAUUCGGUGUAGGAGAUCGGAUCGUCAUACACACGCCCGGUGGAGGUGGCUUUGGUGCACCCAGCGAUCCUGCCCCAGAGCCUGUGUCGCGACCAGCGCGGGGACCGCAUCGAGGAAGCUUGGCCGACUGGCAUUCGCUGCAGCUAGGUGCAUAG